AUCUCUGGCGGAGUGGGCGGGGCUUGGGCGGUAUGGACUUGGCUAGCUAGUUACCUGCCGCAAGCCGUGAUGUUUAUUAUAAAUCCUUUCGCCUGGUAUCUUAAUACGAUGAUCUGCUUUCAAAGAUCAGAAUGAAUCGGUAAAAAAAUUUCUAAGAAUUUUUCUACUUCAGGGGGAGUGCUUAUGAUUGUUUUCAGUGAGGAAUAAAUCGUGCUGUAUGUCAGUGCUCUAUCAUAAGGACUGCAGUUGGCCUCCUGGUCCAAGCUGCACGAGAUCUGCUGCUCCUGCACUCACAGUCAUGUUUAUUUCAUAACGAUGGCGUCAAGGAGCCCUGUGAACUAAAUGACUGUCAGAAAUAUCGCCUCCAUUUGUAAUAUGGGCACCAAUGCCUCUGCUCUGGAGAAAGACAUUGGUCCAGAGCAGUUCCCUAUUAAUGAACACUACUUCGGAUUGGUCAAUUUUGGGAACACAUGCUACUGUAACUCGGUGCUGCAGGCACUGUAUUUCUGCAGGCCGUUCAGGGAGAGCGUGUUGGCCUACAAGGCGCAACAGAAGAAGAAGGAGAACCUGCUGACCUGCCUGGCUGACCUCUUCCACAGCAUCGCCACUCAGAAGAAGAAGGUCGGAGUCAUCCCUCCGAAGAAGUUCAUCUCUCGCCUGAGAAAAGAGAAUGACCUGUUUGAUAACUACAUGCAGCAGGACGCUCACGAGUUCCUCAACUACCUUCUGAACACGGUGGCAGACAUCCUGCAGGAGGAGAAGAAACAGGAGAAACAAAACGGACGUCUGAAGAACAACGGGAGCACGGUCACUGCCGAGACGGAGACGGAGAACAAGACCGAUUCCACCUGGGUGCACGACAUCUUCCAGGGAACGCUGACUAACGAGACGCGCUGCCUCAACUGCGAGACGGUAAGCAGUAAAGACGAGGACUUCCUGGAUUUGUCUGUGGAUGUCGAGCAAAACACUUCAAUAACACACUGUCUCAGGGACUUCAGUAACACGGAGACGCUGUGCAGUGAGUAUAAGUACUACUGUGAAACCUGCUGCAGCAAACAAGAGGCCCAGAAACGCAUGCGAGUGAAGAAGCUGCCCAUGAUCUUGGCCCUUCACCUGAAACGCUUUAAAUACAUGGAGCAGUUGCAGCGCUACACGAAGCUGAGCUACCGCGUGGUCUUUCCUCUCGAGCUGCGCCUCUUCAACACGUCCGCCGAUGCCGUCAACCUCGACCGCAUGUACGACCUCGUGGCCGUGGUGGUGCACUGCGGCAGUGGGCCAAAUAGAGGACACUACAUCACGAUAGUGAAGAGUCACGGCUUCUGGCUGCUGUUUGACGAUGACAUCGUGGAGAAAAUUGACGCACAGGCGAUAGAGGAGUUCUACGGUCUGACUUCUGACAUCUCUAAGAACUCUGAGUCAGGAUACAUCCUUUUUUAUCAGUCCAGAGAGUGACCAGAUGAGAGGAUGAACACAGAGCAAAAACAAAGAAGCAAAGGAAAACGGAAAGUAGGGGACAAAACAAACGAAAGAGAUGUAGUUUAAUUAUUAAUACUAUUCAGUCCACAGCCCAGUCUCUCUCUCUCUCACACACACACACACACACACACUCAGGAGCAAUUUCUGACAUCUGUGCCAAUAGCACCCUGACCUCAUUUUUGCCAAUACUACAUUUCCCAAAAUCCCCCUCUCUACAUCAUUACUGCACUCUGGGGGUGAACUGUGUGGGGUUUUUUUUUCGCAGGGGG
Hemibagrus wyckioides is the source of this 1745-nucleotide messenger RNA. RefSeq names its product ubiquitin specific peptidase 46 (gene usp46). The transcript has 9 exons. Bases 343 to 1452 code for a protein of 369 amino acids. NCBI's taxonomy places the organism in Eukaryota, Metazoa, Chordata, Actinopteri, Siluriformes, Bagridae. The record is from RefSeq and is a predicted model, not a curated record. Gene Ontology annotation, molecular function: cysteine-type deubiquitinase activity; cysteine-type endopeptidase activity. Gene Ontology annotation, cellular component: nucleus; cytosol. Gene Ontology annotation, biological process: protein deubiquitination.